Molecule: messenger RNA, 516 nt
Organism: Zophobas morio
Lineage: Eukaryota; Metazoa; Arthropoda; Insecta; Coleoptera; Tenebrionidae
Gene: Cisd2
Product: CDGSH iron-sulfur domain-containing protein 2 homolog
Exons: 3
Coding region: 1-393 (130 amino acids)
Biological process (GO): regulation of autophagy
Cellular component (GO): mitochondrial outer membrane; intracellular membrane-bounded organelle
Molecular function (GO): 2 iron, 2 sulfur cluster binding
Source: RefSeq, a predicted model, not a curated record
AUGCAACCAGUAGCGCACUUGGUCAAGGUAUCUUUACCCAAUUAUCUUACAAAUCUACCAGUUCCAGACUCGUUUGGAGGAUGGUUUAGGUUAGGAUUUAGAGAUUGGUUGGCCUUAGUUCCUCCCACAGCCGCCUUGGCUGGAUUUACGUAUGUUACGUAUAGAGCUUUCUGCCCCCACGGCCGUCCCCAGCCGUCCGGAACCGUCAACCAAAAGAUCCUGAAGGACAACCCAAAAGUGGUAGAUACGAUUGAUAUUGAAGACAUUUCAGAGAAGGCUGUGUUUUGUCGGUGCUGGAAAACUAAGAAUUGGCCCUACUGUGACGGCUCUCAUGGUGCUCAUAACAAAGAAACGGGAGACAACGUGGGUCCUUUGGUGGUAAAGAAGAAAUGAGUGUGUAGCAGCUCGUAGACCCCAUUUAGUUUUGUGCCUUGGCACUAUUUAUUUCUAACAAUUUUUAUUUUUCCAGUUUAGUAAAUUUGUCAAAUUGUUGUUAAUAUACACUGUUAAUGGGAA